Hyaloscypha bicolor E is the source of this 688-nucleotide messenger RNA. RefSeq lists its product as uncharacterized. The record is from RefSeq and is a predicted model, not a curated record. The transcript has a single exon. Lineage: Eukaryota; Fungi; Ascomycota; Leotiomycetes; Helotiales; Hyaloscyphaceae. Bases 43 to 543 code for a protein of 166 amino acids.
ACCUCGUUGGGCAGCGAGUCAAUUGAGGUGGAAGUAACCACCAUGUUGUCAACUUUCUUUCAAAUCAAUGGAGUAGAGAAAAACAAAGACACAACGCCACCCUUCCCAGACUCUGGGAUAGGAAGAAGGUCAUAUAUAUAUACGAAACGCCUUGGCAUAAUCAGCCGGUCUUUACUCAGACUCGAAAAACCGAGACAAGCCUGUCGGUCAGCUUGGAUCAGUCGACGAGGCUGCGAAUUACAACAUACCGGGUUUCUUUUUUUGCCUCGCGGCCGAAGUCUCGUUCAUUUGGAUAUACCACUGGUCGAGAACCCGACAAAUUGCGACACCAAGAACCGGGGGUGGGUCGUGGCUGACUGUCAGACGGGAAAUGGCUUGCGCGGGAGACCGUGUCGCACAAUCCGGGAUCUCACGCCUUACGGAAUCAGCUCGGCGCAGCCUAGACGAUGUGGCUUCCUGAAUGGGAAAAAUGGAUUAUGCAAGUACAAUAUAACGAGAGCGACAUCGAAGUGGCGAGAGCCGACUCAGGGCCAGAAAGAAUGAUGAGAUGAGAUGAGAUGAGAUGAGAUGUCCGGUGCCGCGCCGGCGAUGUUGCGAUUCUUUCGAUAAGGAUCCUGCCAAAUGCGGCGUCGAACCCCUGCGGCCGUCUUGUCUCCGAAUACUGUUCGCGGUCACGUGAAUAGGCCCC